AUGUCUGACGAAUCACGCUCUCGAUCCGCCUCCCCAAACCCCAUGGAACAGUGGGAGAACGACGACAACGCACCCCAAUCACCACAACCUCAGCAGCAACAAGCUCCAAGCCGCCCAAGUCGCCGCCGCGCUCAGCCACAGCCACAGUCGCAGCAGCAGGUUCAACAGUACCAGCAGCCCCAGCAGCAGGGAGGAGGAGCCAAUCAGCUUGCACAGCCCGCCGGUCAAGCAGGCCAGCUCCUCGGAAAUACUCUCGGCCAGGUUACGGGCGGCGGCCAGCAAUCCGGAAGCGGCGGCAAGGAUACCCUCAAGUUGCGACUGGAUUUGAAUCUCGAUGUCGACGUUCAAAUCAAGGCCAGAAUUCAUGGCGACGUAACUUUGUCUCUUCUGUGA
This is a messenger RNA of Psilocybe cubensis, 393 nucleotides long. RefSeq lists its product as uncharacterized. The record is from RefSeq and is a predicted model, not a curated record. Lineage: Eukaryota; Fungi; Basidiomycota; Agaricomycetes; Agaricales; Agrocybaceae. The transcript has a single exon. The coding region runs from base 1 to 393 and encodes 130 amino acids.